Hibiscus syriacus is the source of this 530-nucleotide messenger RNA. Its product is annotated as protein BPS1, chloroplastic-like. The coding region runs from base 36 to 494 and encodes 152 amino acids. The record is from RefSeq and is a predicted model, not a curated record. Lineage: Eukaryota; Viridiplantae; Streptophyta; Magnoliopsida; Malvales; Malvaceae. The transcript has a single exon.
UUGUUCUUUUAUUUUUUGUAGUUAAAUACGUCAAGAUGAGUCAUCCUCAUGAAUCAAAUCGCCCUUUCUUCCAUUUUGAAAAUCCUUUCCGUAUGAUAUCACCUAAGGGUUCUCAGUUGUCUCCAAGACUUCUUUCUUUAUUGAACACUUUUGAGGCCACCUUAUCAAAGAGGCUAGAAAAACUUGUGCCUAAAGAUAAGGGUGACAUCCUCAGCUUGUCAUGGAUGAAAUUGACAAUGGAGUUACUUUCUGAGAUUCAUUGUGACAUAAUGAACCUGAUAACCGAGCUUGACCUCCCUGUGACUGAUUGGGAUGAAAAAUGGAUGGAUGUAUACCUAGAUAUCAGUGUGAAGCUUCUUGAUAUUAGUAAUGCUUUUACUUCUGAGCUUACACGGGUCAACCAAGGCCAUCUCAUACUUCAGUAUGUCUUGCAUAAGUUGGAGUCUGACUCCCCAAAGCAGUUCACAUGGGCCUCUUCCUCACUUGAUAACUAAAAAGAGCACCUUAGCUCCAAAAUCCCCAUAAUUGAA